Messenger RNA from Danio rerio (zebrafish), 2525 nucleotides. The record is from RefSeq and is a predicted model, not a curated record. NCBI's taxonomy places the organism in Eukaryota, Metazoa, Chordata, Actinopteri, Cypriniformes, Danionidae.
AGAACAGUUUGGGGUAAGAGAAUUCCCCGCCUCUCCUGGAAAGAAAAAGAAAAGCAAGACUUUAAUCGAGGAUGUUGAGAGCGAGAGAUGGUCGGCAGAUGCGAAUGUAGCAUCACCAUUUAUUUUGAGAGGCUUCACACACAUUGCUUUAAUGAGCUACAUAUGAAAUCAGCGGUAUUUGCGCACAUCAGAGAACCACUUUGGCUUUGAUAAGAAAAAUAUUCCUCUUGCUGGACAAACCUCUCCACACUUUCUUUUUAACCGAGCCUGCAGGAACGUGCACUUUUUCAUAGGACAUUUAAUGCGUAAUGGUGAUCUCCAGGGGACACUGAGUAGGCUAUCCAAGAACUCUUGAUAAUCCACACUUUUUCACUUAUAGUUAAAGAAAUGCAGGUCAUUUUGUGUGUUUCGGUUGUUUUUCUUUACUACAAAGCUGCUGUAGCGGAUAAACUCAAGUGUCCGGAGCGCUGCGAUGUGAGCAAGUGUCCGAGCCCGAGCUGUCCGAGCGGGUACGUGCCGGACCGCUGUGAUUGCUGCCUGGUGUGCGCGCAGGGGGAGGGCGAGCCGUGCGGCCGCAAGGACGAUCUGCCCUGCGGGGACGGGCUGGAGUGCAAGCACCCGUCCGGAAAGAGACUGUCCAAAGGCGUGUGCCAGUGCAGGUACAGCAGUAAAGUGUGCGGUAGCGACGGGAACACGUACGGCAACAUCUGCCAGCUGAAGGCUGUGAGCAGGAAGGCGCUGCAGCAGGGUCUGCCCGCGGUCACCAACGUGCACAAAGGACCGUGUGAAAACAAUCAAGUCACCCUCUAUUUGGUCGAACGGUCCCACUGUCAAGCGGUUCUGGAUUUGUGAUGUCAGAAACUGGGUUAAUCGUGACAAAUGCCCAUGUGGUGUCCAGCACAACAUCAGUCUCGGGUCAUCAGCGUCUCAAAGUUCAGAUGCGUGAUGGAGACGUGUAUGAAGCCACAAUCCAAGACAUUGACAAGAAGUCAGACAUUGCCACCAUCAAAAUCAACCCACAGAAAAAGUUGCCUGUGCUGCUGCUGGGUCAUUCUGCAGACCUGCGGCCGGGUGAGUUUGUGGUGGCUAUUGGCAGUCCAUUUGCUCUGCAGAACACAGUGACGACAGGAAUCGUCAGCACUGCACAGAGAGAUGGGAAAGAACUGGGCCUCCAGGACUCAGACAUGGACUACAUCCAGACUGACGCCAUCAUCAACUAUGGCAACUCAGGUGGACCACUGGUUAAUUUGGAUGGAGAGGUGAUAGGAAUCAACACACUGAAAGUAGCUGCAGGAAUCUCCUUUGCCAUUCCUUCAGACAGAAUCACACGCUUCUUAAACGAUUCACUGGGAAAGCAAAACAAAGAGACAAGAUCUGUGAAGAAGCGUUUCAUUGGAAUCCGAAUGCUUACCAUCACAGACGCUCUGGUGGAAGAGCUGAAGCAGCAGAAUCCUGAUUUCCCUGAUGUCAGCAGUGGGAUCUUCGUCCAUGAGGUGGUUCCCCACUCGCCUGCUCAGAAAGGGGGCAUCAGAGACGGUGACAUUAUUGUCAAAUUAAACGGAGAACCUCUGCUGAGCACCAGUGACCUGAAGGAGGCGCUAAACCAAGACAUGACCCUUUUGCUGGAGGUCCGACGAGGAAACGACGACCUGCUCUUUAAUAUCGAGCCUGACAUCAUCAUGCAGUGAUGUCAUCAUUUACAAGAAUGUGAACCACCAAACUUAAGACUGGGUUUUUGAUAUCAGUGAUGUGCUGUCGUGGCUAAGAGGAUGUUUAAUUCUUCUACAAAACACCAAGAACCCAUUUGACAAGCAGAAAGGAAUCUAACCUUGAGCUUUUUAUUUUUUCAAUUUCAGUCAUGUCAGGUCUGCCUAUAAGAGAUUUUAUAUGAACGGCAUUUCAUUUCUUUAAAGCAGAAAAAGAUUUACUUUAUGGCAAAUCUGAAAAGUACAGUACUGUAUUUUGUAGAAGACAACAAAGCUGGGGAUAUUUUUGAAGUUUCGUAGCAGAAAUAACAAGCAAUGCACAAUGAAAUGUUUAGCUUAGGAUGACAUUUCCAUUUAAGAAAUACUAUAACAAGAAAUAAAUCACUUCAAACACGAGAAAUACAUAGAAAACAACAUAAACUAUUUUGAUGUUGACGAUAGUUAUUUUAAUCUUUUAGCAAGUGAAUUCUCUUCUUGUUUUUUUAAAUGUCUCAAUUAUCAGUUGCCAAAAAUAUCUUCUUUUUUUGCUGAAACUUCAUUGUGGAACCAGUGGCAAGAAUCAAUUGCUGUGCAAGUUUUUUUUUUUUUUUUUUUGUAUAUAAUUUUUAUAUCACUUGUGUCUUCUCGAUGUCUUCUUUACAUGUAAUCUAUCAUCAGAUUGUCCAUGUUCAUGUUCCUGUUUGUCUAAAAUGUUUAAAGCAUAUCAUGUCUUGAUUAUCACGUCUACAAAUAUGCUCAUAUUGUUUGGUUCUCUUCAGCUGGAUCUAUGAAAGUUGGACCAAUGAAAUAAACUUUUCUCAGAAAAAAAAAAAAAAAAAA